CCACAAUCCCCCCCCGCGUCCUCAUCGCGCCGGCCUACCAGGCCCGGUAGAAUUCAAUCUACACCUCUCCAACUCACCAUCUAACCUUGAUCCCCUCAAGGGAAAUUUUUACUCCAAGAUGCAAGGCUUCAACAUGGGACGAUACGUCCCCCCGGACCAAGAAGGCACAACGACCGGCAACGCGCUCCACAAGAAACACCCGCUCGGGGCGCGCGCGCGCCACCUCAAGACGACCGGCGCGCUCACCGUGCGCUUCGAGAUGCCCUUCGCCGUCUGGUGCACCACGUGCCGCCCGCACGAGACCCUGAUCGGCCAGGGGGUGCGGUUCAACGCCGAGAAGAAACCCGUGGGGCGGUACUACUCCACCCCCGUGUACAGUUUCCGGAUGAAGCAUGCCGCCUGCGGCGGGUGGAUUGAGAUCCGCACCGACCCGCGGAAUACCGAGUAUGUGGUUGUGGAAGGGGGCCGGCGGAGGGAUUUCGGGGCCGCUGAUGCGGGGCAGGGGCAGGGGGAGGGCGGCGAGAUUUUGGUGGGGGGGUUGGGUACUGGGCAUGGGCAGAGGAACAAUGAGGUGGAUCCGUUUGCGAGGUUGGAGGGGAAGGUGGAGGAUAAGAGACGGGGUGAUGCGGAGACGGAGAGGAUCCUGGAGUUGCAGGCGCGCCAGGCGAGGGAUUGGGAGGAUCCGUAUGAGAAUUCGCGGCGGUUGAGGAGGGGUUUCCGGGAGGUUAGGAAGGGGUUGGAGAGGAAGGAGGCCGAUACGCAGUUGCUGAGGGAUAAGUUGAGUUUGGGGAUUGAGGUCGUGGAUGAGACGGAGGAGGAUCGCGUUAGGGCCGGCUUGGUGGAGUUUGGCGGGCAGGGGGAUAUGUCCACUGGCACCAGGCUGAAGCCGUUGUUUGCGCCGGGGAAGCCGUCUCGAUCGACGGGCAUGGUCGCGGAUGCGUUGGAGACCCGCAAGGCCCUGUUUCGCACUGAGUUGAGGGGUAAUACUCGCGCGGCUGUGGAUCCGUUCCUCAGUAGCGAUUCGAGUGAAUGGCGCCCGGAGAGCAAGAGACGGAGGACUGUUGCGAGUAGUCGGCUUGCUGAGGAGGAGGCGAGAGAAAGUUGUGCAACGCCUGACAGUGAACCUGUGAGAACGGCAGAGACCACGCCGCUGGCUUCAGCUGGGCUGGUGGAUUACGCGUCGGAUUCUGAUUGAUUCUACAUUGUGCAUAUUCUACAUUGGCGUUACUUUGGUGGUUCGUGAUACCCUGG
Molecule: messenger RNA, 1251 nt
Organism: Aspergillus aculeatinus CBS 121060
Lineage: Eukaryota; Fungi; Ascomycota; Eurotiomycetes; Eurotiales; Aspergillaceae
Product: Saf4/Yju2 family protein
Exons: 3
Coding region: 119-1195 (358 amino acids)
Biological process (GO): mRNA splicing, via spliceosome
Cellular component (GO): post-mRNA release spliceosomal complex; U2-type spliceosomal complex
Source: RefSeq, a predicted model, not a curated record